UUUGUAUUUAAUUAAUUAAAGCGCCAACAAUGGAGAAAUAAAAAAGAAAGAAACAUGGAGCCCAUAAUGAAUCCAAGAGUUUAUGGAAUUAUACACUAUCUCCAGGUUGGUCAUAAGAAGAAGUCAAAAUUUUAAAGCUUGCAUUACAAAAAUUUGGAAUUGGUAAAUGGAGAAGCAUCAUCUAAUCAGAAUGUUUACCAGAUAAAUCUAUUGGAUAAAUUUACAUCUAAACCUAAAGAAUGCUUGGAUAACAAUCUUUAGGAGAUUUUAUGGGUAUCAACUUUUUAUCAUAUAAAAUAGGAUUGUAGAUUGAUUUAGAAAAGGUUUGGAUAGAUAAUAAUUAAAAAAAAGGAGUGAUGAGGAAGAAUGGAUGUGUUAUUAAUACUGGUGAUAAUCCAAAUAAAGAAGAGAGAAAGCAAAGAAUUGAAGAAAAUAGAUAGAAGUAUUCCAUAUCUCAAGAGGAAGUAAAUAUAAAUCUUUAUCAUAUUAGAUUAAUAAAAUAAAAUUACCAAGAUUUAAGAAUGAUUGUGUGGCUAAAUAUUUCACAAUUUAAGAAAUUGAAAAUGAUUAAUUUACAACAAUUGAAAAAUUAUAACAUUUUGUUAACCUAGAAAUUGAAAUAGAUAAGAAACUCAAAAAAAUUUUAUUAAUUAAAUCGAAUUUAAAUAGUAAUGGUAACAAUCAUGUUAAUGGCAAUGGAAAUAGCAAUCACAAUUUACAUAAUCACUAAGAAGAGUAAAAAUGA
Paramecium sonneborni is the source of this 745-nucleotide messenger RNA. Lineage: Eukaryota; Ciliophora; Oligohymenophorea; Peniculida; Parameciidae. The record is from the annotation of a GenBank genome assembly.